AUGCCUCCGAAAAAGAUUGAAGUUGUCAAGGACAAUGUCGUGGCGUUUGGCAGGGUCAGCAAGAACCUCAAGAUGGGGUGCGUCGGCCUGCCCAACGUGGGCAAGUCGAGUCUGUUCAACCUCUUGACCGAGCAGAGCGCCGCUGCGGAGAAUUACCCCUUUUGUACGAUUGAGCCCAACGAGGCGAGAUGUGCUGUUCCCGACGCUCGAUAUGACUUUUUGUGUGACCUCUGGAAGCCGCCUUCCAUGUACCCCGCGUAUCUGCAGGUCACCGACAUUGCUGGCUUGAUCAAGGUCAACAUGUCCCUCGGCGGCCCCGCUUCCACCGCCUGGACCACCGCCAUCAACGCCGCCUACAACUCCGGCGUCACCACCGUCGUCGCCGCCGGUAACGAGGCCCAGAACGCCGCCAACGUCUCCCCCGCCAACGCUGCCAACGCCAUCACCGUCGGUGCCAUCACCAGCACCUGGGCCAUUGCUUCCUACUCCAACUACGGAACUUCCCUGGACAUCUUCGCCCCCGGCAGCUCCAUCCUGUCCACUUGGUACACCUCCACCACCGCCACCAACACCAUCUCCGGUACCUCCAUGGCCUCCCCCCACGUCGCCGGCCUCGUCAACUACCUCCAGUCCGUCGAGGGCCUCAGCACCCCCGCCUCCAUCGUUGCCCGCAUCAAGGCCCUUGGUACCUCUGGCAAGAUCACCGGUACCCUCAACAGCUCCCCCAACCUGGUUGCCUACAACGGCAACGGCGCGUAA
Colletotrichum tamarilloi is the source of this 759-nucleotide messenger RNA. Its product is annotated as subtilase. Bases 1 to 759 code for a protein of 252 amino acids. Gene Ontology annotation, molecular function: serine-type endopeptidase activity; GTP binding. The record is from RefSeq and is a predicted model, not a curated record. The transcript is spliced from 3 exons. Gene Ontology annotation, biological process: proteolysis. Lineage: Eukaryota; Fungi; Ascomycota; Sordariomycetes; Glomerellales; Glomerellaceae.